Molecule: messenger RNA, 1109 nt
Organism: Ilyonectria robusta
Lineage: Eukaryota; Fungi; Ascomycota; Sordariomycetes; Hypocreales; Nectriaceae
Exons: 4
Coding region: 413-967 (184 amino acids)
Source: RefSeq, a predicted model, not a curated record
CCAUCCCGCGUAAGAAACUCUGUCCUCUGGUUCCACACACGCGAAGCUGAAGCUUUUGCACAGGGAGCUGAAAGGUGCUCCAGUUCCAACAACCGAGCUGACCAAAAUUGGGGCGACUCGACUGGGUAGUCGAAUCCCACGACGAAAACAGGCACCCCGGAUCUUGGCAGGGCUUUGCUAGCUUCUUUCGCUAAGAAGAUUUAUCGGAUUAUGCUUAGACAGCCAGAAUCUAAGUCAAGCAACUCUAAUUCAGAGGUUCGUGACGAUGGAAAGGUAUAGCUGGUAGUAUAAGUGCCAUUGCUACCUCCUCUGAAAUUCAAUCCUCUCUUUUCAUUACAACACACCGCUUCUAUCACUUCCAACACUCCUCUACCUCUCAAUCACAGUUUGCCUGUGGCCACCAACCUUCAAAAUGCAGGUCAAGUUCCUCACCAUCAUCACCAGCAUUCUGGCCGCCUCUUCGGUUCAGGCCACUGUUCCUGUGGUCAAUGCCGGUGACUACACUGCUAUCGUCACCUCCCUUAACAACAUCGCUACGAAUACCAACUCUCUGACCACCACCGUCAACAAGCUCAAGACGAGCAACGUUCUUACCACUGGAUUUACUGUCCUGGGUGAUCUGACCAAGCUGGUUCUGUCUCUUGGUUCCGGAACCACUUCCCUGAGCAAUACCCCGGCGCCCGUCUCUGUACAGUCCAUCGCCAAUUCGCAGCUCGUCUGCACGGCUGUCAAGACUGUCACCGACGCUCUGGCCGGUCUCUUAACUGCCCUCAACAACAAGCUUUCCACCCUCGCCGGAAGUCUUCUUGCGGUCCCUCUUUCAAUCGUUGUCGGCCUCCUUGAAAAAGCUAUCGACGCCCUCCAGACCCAGCUUACCAUCUCCACUCCCGCUUGCUCAUCGAGCACCGACUCUGGCUUUGAUGUCCUCCAAACCCUACUCGAUACCCUCACUCUCACCAAGCCUUAAUGUGGCGCCGAGACGAAUUUCGCCCAUGCUAUCAGGGGCGACACAUCGAUCAAUUGGACGUUUGGGGGUUUCAUCUGGGCUAUUACCACUGAAAAUUCUGGAAUCAGAUGGAAUGGAAGAGACAGAACAAUAAUAACGCUAU